UUAGUAAUAGAGUUUAGAGGAGUUGUAAAUUCGUGAGAAGCACUAGAAAGCAUGAUCUUCUGGUACUUGGUGUUAUUCUUGGCUUCUUCUAGUCUGACCACAUCAGUAAUAUCAAUAAAGACAUGCAUAUAAGAAUUCUCUCCUUCCCAAUCAACUAUCAAAGUCUUAACUUUGCAAAUCUUUUCUUCAGACUGUUCAUUAUUUCUAAAAAACUGAUUUCCUUCAUUUGGGUUUCACAUCAAUCUGAUAUCUUUGGUGACUAUGGAGUAUCCACCAUCUAUUAUUUUCUGUUGGCUCUUCAAUAAAAUGGUUAAGUCGCUGAAAUCCGGCUCAAAUGGCUGAGCUUCUUUCUCAUCAUUUAUAAAUGAGAUAUCAAUAUUAGAGAAUUCAUCAAUGCUUUUUCUAAUUUUAUAAAUUUUCUUGUUGAACUCUUGAUUAGUGAAGCAUUUCUUGCUUUCAUUUGAAGAGUUGAUUACAACUC
Messenger RNA from Moneuplotes crassus, 481 nucleotides. The record is from the annotation of a GenBank genome assembly. NCBI's taxonomy places the organism in Eukaryota, Ciliophora, Spirotrichea, Euplotida, Euplotidae.